Messenger RNA from Colletotrichum tamarilloi, 369 nucleotides. RefSeq lists its product as uncharacterized. The coding region runs from base 1 to 369 and encodes 122 amino acids. The transcript has a single exon. The record is from RefSeq and is a predicted model, not a curated record. NCBI's taxonomy places the organism in Eukaryota, Fungi, Ascomycota, Sordariomycetes, Glomerellales, Glomerellaceae.
AUGCCUGUUGCCCGAGCUGAAGCACCCUCUAGGUUCUAUUGCAAAGAACCCAGUUGCGACCGCACGUUUUCCACUCAAUCCAAUCUCAAAAGACAUGUCCAGUCAAAACAUGGCACGCCGGUUCAGAUGCCUUGCGGCAAGGACCUACCAAACCAUACGUCGAACACAAUGCGCCACCAGAAGUCUUGCGGGAAAUGUUUCGCCGUCCUCAGUCAGCACUCGGCCCCUCGGGACCCCAAUGGCACCGAAAGCCCUCCAAUUUCAAUCAGCCAUGCCGCUGCGGAGUUCGGUUUCAAUCUCGACGCCUAUACGGGGAACUUCAAUGACAUGGAAUUUCUCACGGGUGACUACACCUUCGAAAUCUAUUAA